UUCCCCUGGAGCUAACACCCUGAAUUUGGGCUUUUGCAUACUUUACCGUAAGGAAAUAAAUUUCUCUUUGUUAAAGCCAUCUGCUUGUGGUAUGUCUGUUAUAGCAGCACUAGACAACUAAGACAAUUGCUAUGAGUGGGAACCAACUUUGACGGCACCUAACAACAAUGAUGCUGACUAGGAAGACUAGGAAGAAGGGCCUGGUGGUCUACUUCCGAAAAUCAGCCAAUGAAAACCCUAUGGAUCAGAACAGUCCUAUCCUAGAAGAAUCCCAGCAGUCAUGGUCCCCAAACCUUCUGUUGGCCCAGGACAGGAACCAUUCCCAAAGACAACUCAUCAGACAUGGAAGGGACUGGACAGUGGGUUGGAGAGAGAUGCUGAUGAAGAGUGAGCUACUUGUAUCGGGUGGACACUUGAGACCGUGUUGGCGUCUCCUGUCUGGAGGGGAGAUGGUAGGGUAGAGAGGGUUAGAAACUGGUAAAAUGGUCACGAAAGGAGAGACUGGAGGGAGGGAGCAGGCUGACUCAUUAAAAAAAAAAAAAAUUAGGGGGAGGGUAAAUGGGAGUAUGGAGUAAGGUGUAUAUAGGCUUAUGUGUGACAGACUGACUUGAUUUGUAAACUUUCACUUAAAGCACAAUAAACAUUAUUUAAAAAAAAAAAAAAAGCAGUCCGAUCUGCAAGCAAUCAUGGAGAUGGCACAGGACCAGGCAGUGUUUUGUUCUGUUCUGCAUGGGGUCUCCAUGAGUUGAGGGCAACUCGAUGGUAGCUAACAACAACGAAUAAGAGGGACAAAAAAGGAAGAGGAGGAGGGUAGAUAACGCAAGCGCUGGGGUUUUGCAGAGCUUAGCAGGUGAAGAGGCCGAUUUGCACUGAGAUUCCUAGCCUGGGAUCUAGUCAUGUCCAGUAAGGGUGGACUUAAACCAGGUGAGAAGGUGCCAUGGUAGCAGGCUGUCUCACACCCUUUCCAGAGAGCUCCCUCAAGCCCAAGACAAAUGGGUCUUCAUGACAGAUGGAAGCAACACCAGUAACCAGAUCCUCUCCAUAUUUGCAUUUCAGGCCUGUAACUUGUGGUCACGUGACAAGCAAAUGAAGAAAAAUUGGAAAUGACCACUAGCCAAGAAAAAUAAAACAUCAACUACAUUGAGCGGGGAUCAGAGGAAUGCAGGGCCAGCUCCAUGCUUUUCUCAGAAAUCUGAACGCAGAAGACAGAGAGGAUGGCAACGGCGAACACAGACGCCGCAGACAAAGACGUGUCUCUGGUGAAAACUGCCUUCACCCUGGUGGUGUCUGGGCUAGAAUGCAUCAUGGGCAUGGUGGGGAACGGCUUCAUCACGGCUCUCCACAGCGUUGAGUGGGCCAGGGGCAAGCGGCUCCCCGUUGGCGACUACAUCCUGCUGCUGCUGAGUCUGUCCCGGCUCCUGCUUCAGACCUGGAUGAUGCUGGAGGAUAUACUAAGCCUGCUCUUCCAGAGCUCUUACAACCAAAACACAGUGUACAUGCUUUUCAAAGUCGUCACCAUGUUCCUCAACUACUGCAACCUCUGGCUAGCAGCCUGGCUUAACGUCUUCUACUGUCUGAGGAUCGCCACCUUCUCACACCCCUUGUUCCUUACGAUGAAAAGGAAGAUCGUGGGGCUCAUGCCCUGGCUGGUGUGGCUGUCGGUGCUCCUUUCCAUCUGCUUCAGCGUUGCCUUCUCUAAGGACACCUUCAAUGUUUACGUGAAUAGCUCCAUCCCUGUCCCCGCUUCCAACUCCACAGAGAAGAAGUACUUCUCUGAGACCAACAUGGUCAACCUGGCCCUUCUCUAUUACCUGGGCAUCUCCCUUCCUCUCAGCAUGUUUGUCCUGGCAGCCACCCUGCUCAUCACCUCUCUCAAGAGACAUACCCUGCACAUGCAAAGCAAAGCUACUGGCUCCAGGGACCCCAGCAUGCAGGCCCACCUGGGGGCCAUCAAAGCCAUCAGCUACUUCCUCAUUCUCUAUGUCUUCAAUGCAGUUGCUCUGUUCCUUUCCAUGUCCAACAUCUUUGACACCAACAGCUCCUGGAACAUUUUGUGCAAAGUCAUCAUGGCGGCAUACCCUUCUGGACACUCAGUGCUGCUGAUCUUGAGCAACCCCGGGCUGAGAAGAGCCUGGAAGCGGCUUCAGCACCUGUGA
Messenger RNA from Loxodonta africana (African savanna elephant), 2156 nucleotides. RefSeq names its product taste 2 receptor member 40 (gene TAS2R40). Gene Ontology annotation, cellular component: membrane. The record is from RefSeq and is a predicted model, not a curated record. The coding region runs from base 1215 to 2156 and encodes 313 amino acids. The transcript has a single exon. NCBI's taxonomy places the organism in Eukaryota, Metazoa, Chordata, Mammalia, Proboscidea, Elephantidae. Gene Ontology annotation, molecular function: G protein-coupled receptor activity; bitter taste receptor activity. Gene Ontology annotation, biological process: G protein-coupled receptor signaling pathway; detection of chemical stimulus involved in sensory perception of bitter taste; sensory perception of taste.